Messenger RNA from Strigops habroptila (Kakapo), 1491 nucleotides. Its product is annotated as engulfment and cell motility protein 3-like. The transcript has 14 exons. Gene Ontology annotation, biological process: actin filament organization; cell motility. NCBI's taxonomy places the organism in Eukaryota, Metazoa, Chordata, Aves, Psittaciformes, Psittacidae. The record is from RefSeq and is a predicted model, not a curated record.
AUGGCCUCUGGUGAUGGGAGUGAUAAAGUCACCGUUUGCCACUCUACAGGCCGUUCUGGGUCCAGCUGGCAAAACGAUCAUUCAACCGAGACGUCCCCUCCGGAGAAUGCAGCCCUCUUCCGCGAGCUACGCCUUUCGUUCCUCCUAUCACGGACCCUCAGAUCGGCGAUUCGUACAGACGAGUCUGAAGCCGGCGGGAAAGAGGGAGGCGGAGAGCCGGUCGAAAUCAGCACUGCCCCGGUGCUGGAGGAAGUCAGGUACCUGCAAAACGAGAAUCUCACCCUGAUCAGGACAAACGCCCAGCUGCAGCUGAAGGCGAUGGCCCUGCUGCUGGCUGCGACCAACGCUGAGCGGCGGGACAUGAUGAACUACCUGAGGGGGAAGAACAUCAGGCAGUUUAUCCACAAGAACAUCAUCCACAGCUCCGAGCUGCUGGGGGACGACAUGGCCCAUUACCUGUACAUGCUGCAGUCUGUCAGCCUCAACUUGUGUGAGCACCUGUCCUGGGCUCCCCAGCAUCCCUCCUCUGCGCUCUCCCCUCAGGAACAGCGAGACCUCCUCCAGUCACUGCAUCAAACUGCCUUUGAGUCAGAGAGCAAGGUGCCUGCCAGCAGCUUCAGUACCGAGCGCCAGCGAUCCCCGUGUGCCAAGGAGUUCUGCAAGCUGGGCUUCAUGAAUAACAGCAACUCAGCAGAGGACCUCCCUUGUGACCCACUGAGUCUCCUUGCCCUUGACAACAUGGUGUAUUUCUCCAGGCACACCACCAACACCUAUAGCAGGUUCGUCCUUGAGAACAGCAGCCAGGAAGACAAACACAAGUGCCCCUUCGCUCGAAGCAGCAUCCAGCUCACCCUGAUCCUCUGUGAGAUCCUGCAUGUUGGAGAGCCAUGCUCAGAGAUGGCUCAGGCCUUUUACCCUAUGUUCUUUGGGCAGGAUAAUUUCUUUGAAGAGCUCUUCUGCAUUUGCAUCCAACUGGUGAACAAGACCUGGAAGGAGAUGCAUGCUACCCUGGAGGACUUUGACAAGGUGCUGCGGGUAGUGCGGGAGCAGAUCACCAGGACCCUGUCCCUCAAGCCCACCUCCCUGGAGCUAUUCAAGACCAGAGUGAACACGCUGAACUACAGUGAGAUCCUGAAGCUGUGGCAAACAGAAUGGCUGCACCCAGAGGAGAUGCUGACUGUGCCCAUGCUGGAGCUGUGCGAGAGGCUGAAUCUGGAGCUGCUGGAGCUGGUCUGACAGCAGCACCUGCUGCACCUCUGCAAGGGCACCCUCUUCUGCAAGAUCAGCAGCCAUCGUAGGCAGGACAAGCUCUGGCACUGCCACCUGUCACCCAACCACAAGGUGCCGCACUAUGGGGAUGUGCAGGAGGGGGUGCACUCUCCCCCCAUUGAUAGCCUGCUGGAGAAAACCCACAUCAUGUCCACCAAAUGCUGCAUCAGGUAUGCACAGAAACCUGUCCGAUAUGUGAAGAGCUUCUACAAGAUGCCCUGA